This is a messenger RNA of Daucus carota subsp. sativus, 1022 nucleotides long. RefSeq names its product axial regulator YABBY 1-like. Gene Ontology annotation, biological process: cell fate commitment; polarity specification of adaxial/abaxial axis; multicellular organism development. Gene Ontology annotation, cellular component: nucleus. The transcript has 7 exons. The record is from RefSeq and is a predicted model, not a curated record. Lineage: Eukaryota; Viridiplantae; Streptophyta; Magnoliopsida; Apiales; Apiaceae. The coding region runs from base 234 to 827 and encodes 197 amino acids.
UUUUUCCCCCACUCUUUUCUCUCUCUCUCUCUCUCAGCUGCUUCUUGUUCUCUCUCAUAAUUCAUCACAACAUUCACAAAGAGAUCAGAUCCGAGUUGGUUAGUCUGUCUAUCAAUCAAUCUCAUAUCUCAUAUAUCUCAUGUCUAUAACAUUGAUCAGUCAAAAUAUCCAUCAAUCAAAUCAUUGAGAAAUCAUCAUCAUCAUCAUAUCAUAUAUUACAGGUGAAUUUAGACAUGUCCUCUUCAGCUGCUUUUUCCUCACCGGACCAGCACUACCACCUCUCUCCCUCCGACAAGCUUUGUUACGUCCAUUGCGACUGUUGUGACACUAUCCUCGCGGUGAGUGUUCCUUGCUCUAGUUUGUUCAUGACCGUGACGGUUCGGUGCGGCCACUGCACCAACCUUCUUUCGGUGAACAUGAGAGCCCUUCUCCCCUCGUCUAAUCAGUUUCACCAGCUCGGACACCCUUUCUUCUCUCCUCAAAAUCUCGUGGAUGAAAUUCGGAGCUCCCCUUCAAAUAUGUUGCUCAUGAAUCAACCUAACCCUAAUGAAUCCCUCAUGCCGAUUCGAGGAGUUGAUGAGCUUCCCACACCCCCUGUCCCUAACAGGCCUCCAGAAAAGAGACAGAGAGUGCCAUCUGCUUACAACAGGUUUAUCAAGGAAGAGAUCCAGCGUAUUAAAGCUGGAAAUCCUGAUAUUAGUCACAGGGAGGCUUUUAGUGCGGCUGCAAAGAAUUGGGCCCAUUUUCCACAUAUUCACUUCGGACUCUUGCCUGAUCAAUCCGCCAAGAAAACAAAUGUUUGCCAGCAGAAGGAGAGGAUGCACUGAUGAAAGAUGGAUUUCUAGCUGCUGCCAAUGUGGGAUUUCUCCUUACAUAUAACUCGACAAGUGAAAUUAGGGCUUGUUUGAUUCAUAAUUUCCCAGUUUAACUUCGUAUGACUAGUUAAUUAAGGUACUUGUUUAUGUUGUCUUUGGACUGGAACAUGAUCGACUUUCUAAGUACUAGUUUAAUUUGUAGUUUAA